Molecule: messenger RNA, 1525 nt
Organism: Stegastes partitus (bicolor damselfish)
Lineage: Eukaryota; Metazoa; Chordata; Actinopteri; Pomacentridae
Gene: b3galt4
Product: UDP-Gal:betaGlcNAc beta 1,3-galactosyltransferase, polypeptide 4
Exons: 1
Coding region: 243-1358 (371 amino acids)
Biological process (GO): protein O-linked glycosylation
Cellular component (GO): Golgi membrane
Molecular function (GO): hexosyltransferase activity
Source: RefSeq, a predicted model, not a curated record
CAACAUCAACAGAAGUCCAUCAGCCGCUUUACCGCAUCUCUAGUGACACUGAGGCUCUCCACCGUCCGCCGCUGCGUCUGACUCCGGCUGGGCAUCGAGAGGUGAGGAUACGCGCAAAAAUGCAAUGACAGCGGAGCGCCUUUAGCCGCAAAGACAAGAGGAGAUAGACUGGGGAGAAACGGGGAGCGUCGCAGCAGCUACAGUGGUCUUCGGAGCUGCGCAUUAAGAAGCGGGGGUUGGCCAUGGUGGGACGGGGAUUGUGGGUAUGCAAGCCCCGGUUUGGAAAGAGGGGGAACAGGCUCGGGAUUUUGCCUUUCCUGUGCGCGGUGGUAACGUGCGCCGCGCUGCUGGCUCUGCUCUUUGUGGACUUCAUCGAGUCGUGGGUCACCUCCAUGAGCUUGAACUCGGUGGUGGAGCCGCACGCCGGCGUCAUCCCUCCGCAAAGCGUCCCUCCAACCAGACCCGAGGAGUUCCUGCUCAUGCCCAGCCCGCUCGUGUGCCAGCGUGCCAAGCCUUACCUCAUCACCAUGGUUACCUCUGCUCCUGCCAAUCAGAGGGCCCGUCAAGCCAUCAGGGAUACCUGGGGAGGGGAGGUGGAGGUGAGGGGCCUGCGGGUCAUGACUCUUUUUAUGGUGGGUGUGGCUUCUGACCCCGGAUUGGCCAAGCUGCUGAUAGAAGAAGCCCGGGAGAGAGGAGACCUGAUACAGGGGCGUUUUCUGGACAGCUACUCCAACCUCACUCUGAAGACCCUGUCCAUGCUGGGCUGGGCCCGUCGGUUCUGCCCCCAAGCUCACUUCAUGGCCAAAGUGGACGAUGAUGUCCUGUUCAACCCCAGCGCCCUGCUCCACUUCCUGAACAAGAGUAGGAACCCCUAUGAGCAAGGAGACUUGUAUCUUGGCAGGGUGCAUCUCCAUGUGGCUCCGGACCGUGAUCCGGACAGCAAGCACUACCUCCCCUCAGGGGCUUACCCUGCCUCAGUCUUUCCAGACUAUUGCAGUGGUACUGCCUAUGUCCUGUCCCGCUCUGCAUUGCUCAAAAUUUCCCUGGCAGCCUCUGCAUCACCUUUAUCCACACCUCUGCCUCCUGAGGAUGUAUUUGUGGGUCUGUGUGCACGGACAGCUGGAGUGCUGCCCUCACACUGCCCUCUCUUCUCUGGUGGUCCGGCUGUGCCAUACGGACGCUGCUGCUAUCAGGCCAUGGUGUCCAUCCAUCGCAUCCCACCCAGAGAGAUGCUGCACUACUGGGCCGAGGUCCAUUCGUCAGCCCCUUGCUCCUGGCUGAGUCUGCGGGCUUCCCUGGGGGUGUGCAAGGUCAGGGCCAUGCUGGGCUCAGCUCUGGGGCUGGAGCAAGGAUUGUGAGGGUUAACAGGAUGCCAAAGUAGACUUUUUGGGGCUGUGCCUUGCUUCAGUACUGUGAACAGCACAAGUGCUCUUCAGGCUGUGCAGCUUCACUAUGUGCACUGAGAAAAUGUCACUUUAUUUUUUUAUAGCUUUAUUUUUUUAAACACUUCAAUGUAUUCAACUGG